AUGGAGGAGUUUCCAGGCGAACUACGUACGCCUCCGGUGGCUCUAGUAGCUUUAGUAGGCUUCCCGGAGCUUCAUGCGCCGAUCACAGCCCACCUUCACGCGGAGCAGCCACCUAUCAACGCCCUCGCAUUGCCGGAUAUCUCCAAAAUAUCGGUUUUUGCUAGAACUCCCAAGGAUAACUCGGUCCCGGUUCGACCCGUCCCUGGCAUUUUGAAAAGGGAUUGGGUUUCAAAGCACCGGACUCGGAUUCCUGCCGUGGUGGCUGCCCUUUUUAGCUCCGAUCACGUCUCUGGCGACCCCGCUCAGUGGCUCCAGGUCUGCAACGAUAUGGAUAACCUCAAAGCAGUGACUAAACCACGAAACAUUAAACUUGUAGUGGCGGUGGUGACGCAGUCAAGCUCCAAAGAUGAAAUCAGUGAAGAUCGGAUGCUUGCUCUUCGUAAGAAGGCAGAAAUUGAUGCGAAGUAUGUACAUGUCUUUACUACAAAUGAUCCUUUGGAGCUUGAACAAUCCCUCAACAGACUUAGAAGCUCUUUAGCAGAACUGGCAAAUGCAUAUUACAGAGAUGAAGGAAGAAGAAUCAAAUCGCGCCUUGAAAGGAAGAAUUUAAACAGCAUAGAGUUACAUAUCCGUUGCUGCUUCAAAGUUGCUGUAUAUGCAGAGUUUCGUAGAGAUUGGGCUGAAGGUUUGAAGUUUUAUGAAGAGGCCUAUCUCUCGGCACGGGAAAUGGUUGGAUCAUCUACAAGGUUGCCCCCUAUUCAACGUUUAGUUGAGAUCAAGACAGUUGCAGAGCAAUUGCACUUCAAAAUAUCAACUUUGCUCAUGCACGGUGGAAAACUAGCUGAAGCUAUUAUGUGGUUUCGCCGGCACAUAGAUACUUAUAAGAAGCUUGUGGGAGCAGCUGAUGCUAGUUUUGCUCACUGGGAGUGGUUGAGCCGGCAAUAUAUAGUGUUUGCUGAACUUUUGGAGACCAGCUCUGCUGUCCUUUCAGAUGUUGCAUCUGCAACUUCAGGAAUUGCAGAAAAACUGACUGAGUUGGAAUUUUAUUCAGCUUACUACUAUCAGGCAGCUGCUCAGUAUUUGAAGGAGAAGAGUUCUUGCUUGGAAUUGGCUCUGUCAUUGUCUGAACAUGCUGAUGAGACCGAUGACAAUGAUCAAUCUGUUUCUUCUGUUUAUGUUGGUCAGUUUGUGAGAUUAGUUGAGCUUGGGGAGGCAGUUGUUAUGCAACCUCUUACAGAUGAAGAGUUUAUUCGUUAUGCUCUUGCUGAAGCAAAAAGGUUUCAAGCUUCGUUUGAAAUUGUAGCCCUUCUUAAAAAGUCUUCUGAAUCAUAUAACAAUCAUCAUAUGUUGAGGAUGGCUUCAUACUGUGGGUUUAAGAUGGCAAGAGAAUAUUUUACUGCUGAAAAAUUUGGUGAUGCAAAACAAAGCUUCGACAUUGUUGCAGAUCUUUAUCGUCGAGAGGGUUGGGUUGCAUUGUUGUGGGAGGUUUUGGGAUACCUUCGGGAGUGCUCCAAAAGAAUUGGCUCAUUGAAAGAUUUUAUAGAGCAUUCACUUGAAAUGGCUGCUUUACCAGUGUCAGAUGCAAAUGGGAUUCAGUCUUUUAUGGAUUGUGGCCCCGCUGGUCCUCUAGGUCUCCUGGCGAGGGAAACGAUUCACAAAGAAGUAUUUGGACUAGUGAGGGGAGAACAAGAUAUUUUAUUGAAUGAAGAAAAUAACCCUCUCAAAGUUACUGACGACACUCCUCUUUUUCUUGAGAUCGAUCUUGUCAGCCCUUUAAGAGUUGUAUUGCUUGCUUCAGUUGCUUUUCAUGAACAAGUAGUCAAGCCUGGAACACCAACAAUGCUUACAGUUUCCCUUCUGACACAGUUGCCACUGGAUGUUGAAAUUGAUCAAUUAGAGAUCCAAUUCAACCAAACUGAAUACAACUUCAUUAUUGUAAAUAGUCAGAGGUCACAUUUGGCUGCAAUAUCAAAAGUACAACCUGGUCGCCGAGUGGAGAUGGCUCCUGUUUUAAAAGUUGCUACAAAUAGAUGGCUGCGGUUGACAUAUGAAAUAAUAUCUGAACAAAGUGGCAAGCUUGAGUGCAUGUAUGUUAUUGCAAGGAUUGGGCGCCACUUCACAAUCUCUUGCAGAGCUGAGAGUCCUGCUUCAAUGAACGAUUUACCUCUCUGGAAAUUUGAAGACCGGGUUGAGAGUACACCAAUCAAGGAUCCUGGUCUUGCAUCUUCUGGUCAGAAGGCCAUUCAAGUUGAAGAACCAGAUCCACAAGUUGAUUUGAAACUAGAUUCUUCUGGUCCUGCAUUAGUUGGGGAAAACUUUGUUGUACCUGUUACUAUUACUUCCAAGGGCCAUUCUGUCCAUUCUGGUGAGCUGAAGAUUAACUUGGUGGAUACGAAAGGGGGAGGAUUACUUAGUCCGCGGGAUGUGGAACCAUUUUCAACAGAUAAUCUUCAUGUGGAACUUGUUGGAGUAUCAGACCGAGAAAGUGCAGAUCAGUCUGACAUUGGUUCUGAAAAUAUCCGCAAAAUUCAGCCUUCUUUUGGAUUAAUAUCUGUGCCAAUUAUAGAAGAAGGAAAGACAUGGAGCUGCAAGCUGGAAAUCAGAUGGAACCGUCCAAAACCUGUCAUGCUUUUUGUGUCGCUGGGUUACUCUCCGUACGGCAGGGAAACUAGUUCACAGAAGGUUCAUGUGCACAAGAACCUGCAAAUUGAAGGCAAGACUGCCCUUACAAUCAGUCAUCAGUUUAUGUUACCAUUUCGGCAGGACCCUCUAUUACCAUCCACGGGCAAAGCAGCUGCAGGCUCUGACACAACACCAGUACUUCCUUCGAAGGAAACAAGCAUACUUCUUGUUAGUGCAAAAAACUGCACAGAAGUGCCCUUGCGUCUCUUAUCUAUGUCUAUUGAAUCAGAGGCUGAUAAUAAAUGCACUGUAAGACAAAAAAUGGAGGAGCCCAUGGAACCUGCACUCGUUGUGCCAGGAGAGGAGUUCAAGAAAAUAUUUUCCGUCAUACCCGAGGAAACAAUUGGAAAUAUGAACAUUGGUACGGUAUGUUUGAGAUGGAGGAGAGAUUGUGUUCGCGGAAAAUCUGUUUCCAGUUCUAGCGUAACAGAUGUCUGUACAAAACAGAGGCUACCUGAUGUGACUGUGGAACCACCUCCUCUAAUCUUACAUAUAGUGUGUCCUGCACAUGCUACUCUAGGAGUUCCUUUUACAUAUGCCAUUAAAAUUCAAAAUCGGACAUCUUUGCUUCAAGAGAUUAAGUAUUCUCUUGUAGAUUCGCAAAGCUUUGUGUUAUCAGGGCCGCACAAUGACACAAUAUUUAUUCUACCAAAAUCGGAGCAUGUUGCAAGUUUCAAGGUUGUUGCUUUGGUCUCGGGAUCACAACAGAUGCCACGAGUUACUGUCACAUCUACGAGGUACUCAGCUACCUUUCAACCGUCACCUGCUGCAUCCACAGUAUUUGUUUUUCCCUCAAAGCCUCAUUUUGAGCAGAAUGGUACUGGAGAUAGGAAGUUGCAGUCUCUUGCAGUUGAAUAG
Oldenlandia corymbosa var. corymbosa is the source of this 3540-nucleotide messenger RNA. The record is from the annotation of a GenBank genome assembly. NCBI's taxonomy places the organism in Eukaryota, Viridiplantae, Streptophyta, Magnoliopsida, Gentianales, Rubiaceae.